Messenger RNA from Arabidopsis lyrata subsp. lyrata, 1907 nucleotides. RefSeq names its product pentatricopeptide repeat-containing protein At1g05600. Bases 160 to 1671 code for a protein of 503 amino acids. Gene Ontology annotation, molecular function: protein binding. Lineage: Eukaryota; Viridiplantae; Streptophyta; Magnoliopsida; Brassicales; Brassicaceae. The record is from RefSeq and is a predicted model, not a curated record. The transcript is spliced from 2 exons.
AAAAUGUCACAAUCUCUUCCAAAGUCUCUGCAUUUUCCAUAGCUCUUACGAGACUGAACUUGAAAGAGAUCCCAAAAAUCCGAUACUGAAAUCUCCAGGGUUAGACUGUUGACGAGAUGAUACUUGUGCAGGAAAUCUGAACCCUGCACAAGAGUUGUCAUGAGUGUUAGAUGGCCAAGAGUUCUAACGCCAAGUCUUCUUUCUCAAAUUCUAAAGAAGCAGAAGAAUCCAGUGACCGCACUUAAACUCUUUGAGGAAGCGAAAGUGAGGUUUCCGAGUUACGGUCACAAUGGCACGGUGUAUGCCACCAUGAUUGACAUCCUCGGUAAUUCUAACCGUGUGUUGGAAAUGAAAUAUGUCAUUGAGAGAAUGAAGGGUGAUUCUUGUGAAUGUAAAGAUUCGGUUUUUGCAUCGGCUAUUCGUACAUUCUCCAGAGCUGGAAGGCUGGAUGAUGCCAUUUCUCUCUUCAAGAGCCUUCAUGAGUUCAAUUGUGUGAAUUGGACUCUAUCUUUUGAUACUCUUUUACAGGAGAUGGUUAAAGAAUCAGAGCUCGAAGCUGCUUGUCAUAUAUUCCGAAAGUAUUGUUAUGGUUGGGAGGUGAAUUCUCGAAUAACGGCUCUGAAUUUGCUUAUGAAGGUUCUUUGCCAGGUCAAUCGCUCUGACCUUGCGUCUCAGGUUUUUCAAGAGAUGAAUUACCAGGGUUGUUAUCCGGACAGAGACAGUUUCAGGAUUUUGAUGAAAGGGUUUUGUCUAGAGGGGAAACUUGAUGAAGCCACGCACCUGUUGUAUUCAAUGUUCUGGAGGAUCUCACAGAAAGGUUCAGGUGAGGACAUUGUGGUUUAUAAAAUUCUACUGGAUGCAUUAUGUGAUGCUGGUGAGGUUGAUCAAGCUAUUGAAAUUCUUGGUAAAAUCUUGAGAAAAGGACUAAAGGCUCCAAAACGAUGUUACCAUCAAAUUGAAGCUGGUCAUUGGGAGAGUAACAGUGAGGGUAUAAAGCGGGUGAAACGAUUGUUAACCGAGACUUUGAUCCGAGGCGCAAUUCCCAGUUUGGAUAGCUACAGUGCCAUGGCUACUGAUCUUUUUGAGGAAGGUAAGCUUGUUGAAGGUGAAGAAGUGCUUCUUGCAAUGCGAAGAAAAGGCUUUGAGCCAACACCAUUUAUUUACGGUGCCAAGGUGAAAGCACUCUGUAAAGCCGGAAAGCUUGAAGAAGCAGUUUCUGUAAUCAAUAAGGAGAUGAUGGAAGGUCAUUGCCUUCCAACAGUUGGAGUGUAUAACGUUCUUAUAAAAGGGCUAUGCGAUGAAGGAAAAUCCAUGGAGGCUGUUGGAUAUCUCAAAAAGAUGUCUAAGCAAGUCUCUUGUGUAGCAAACGAAGAAACAUAUCAAACUCUAAUGGAUGGUCUAUGUCGAGAUAGUCAGUUUCUUGAGGCGAGUCAGGUCAUGGAGGAGAUGUUGAUAAAAUCACACUUUCCUGGUGUUGAAACUUACCAUGUGAUGAUAAAAGGUCUUUGUGAUAUGGACCGGCGAUAUGAAGCUGUGAUGUGGUUGGAAGAGAUGGUUAGUCAGGAUAUGGUGCCGGAAUCUUCUGUCUGGAAAGCUUUGGCUGAGUCUGUCUGCUUUUGUGCUAUUGAUGUUGUUGAGAUACUUGAGCAUCUAAUUAGUAGCAAACGUUGAUCAUUCUCAAGAUUGAAAAAAAUCUUCAAGAAACACAAAUUCCUCGAGAAUCUGUUCAAAGAAAGAUGGAGAACUCAAAUUUUGGGUAUUCGACUGGGUGAUAUUUUGCUCCUGACUUGUAUAAGAUCACUGAGGCUACAUGUUGAUGCUUCUUGUCUCAUUAUAUCAUUCUAUUGUAAAAGUUUUUGUGAAAUGUAAUUAUUUCAAUUAGUAACAGGUUUCGUUGACCAUAUUAA